UCAAAUCGAAGACAAAUUGUCACAUCUAUAGAGCCCUUUCUUACUGUCAGUGUCACAAUAGACAAUAGUGCUGUCACUUGAAACUUGUAUUUCUUUUUUUAUUUAUAUGGUUCCUUUUCUUGUCCUGUGAUCUUAUCAAUCCGGUUUGGGUGGAUACUUUCUUUUUAUUAAAAUUCAAUACUAUCUUUCUAAUACGCAUAAGUAUUUACAAAUCGGAACAUAUCACUACUUGAAAGUCCAGGAAGUCAUUUCAAUUUGUAAAAAAAGAGCGUCUAUGUGAAAUAUUACAAGCUGUGUCAAGAAUGUCAAAUAUGUCAUUGGAUAUAACGAUAGUAAAAGAAGAACCUGCGGAUGAAAGCGAGAGCAAGGAAGCCAUCCAGGCAAACUUAUAUGAAGAUCAUGUUAUCAAGAGGGAGGUCGUUGUUGGCCCUGAGGUUUUUCAGAAGCCUGAUGUGGCAUGUGCACGAAAAGCUAAAGCAAAUGUCACAAAAUGUGAAGAAAAUAUUAAAAAUGGGCACAUACACACCAAAAUCAAGGUGGAAAAACAGGAAGAAAUAGCAGAGAAUGGUACUCAAGAUAACUCAUUGACCAUUGAUGAUGAUUUAAAAUCUAAGUUAAAUAAAUCCGAAAAUAAUGAUAGUCCCGAAACGUCUAAUGUAGUAAAACCUAAAAGUAAAACCUUGUCAGGAGAAGAAAAACAUUUCACAUGCAAAAAGUGUAAAUCUAUGUUUUCUAGCAAAUUGCUUCUCUUGAAGCAUAGGAAGUCAAAACACGGCUAUGCAUAUUUCAGAUGUAAGAAAUGUAAAUACGUCGCUGGUCGCAAAGCACAUUUUGAAAACCAUUUGCGUACACAUACUAGAGAAAAACCAUUCAAAUGUCACCUGUGUGAGUAUAAGUGCAGCAGGAAAGAUGCUUUAAUGGUACAUGAAAAGAUACACGAUGAAAAGAGACAGAAACGUUAUCAAUGCGUACAAUGCAGUUUCAGAACUGACACUAAAGUAAGCAUAGCUCGCCACGAAAUGGUUCACAGUGGAGAAAAACCAUUUAAGUGUCGCCACUGUUCAUACGCCUGUAGGGGCAAGGUUGACUUGCGAAGACAUGAGGGAACACAUAGGCCUGAGAAUUCAUUCAAAUGUGGAAUAUGCGAUUAUUCAUGUACGCGAAAAAGUGACUUAGGUCGACACAAAAGAUCACAUGCACCAAGACCAUUCAAUUGUACAGAAUGCACAUUUAAAUGUAGUCGAAAAAAGGUAUGGUUGCGCCAUCAACAAAUGCAUAUCCAAAAUACUUUUCAAUGCAACGACUGCAACUUCAUAUGCAGAAUGAAAAGCCGGUUUCUCUUGCAUCUAAUAGAGCACCGUAGUGAAAAACCAUAUAAAUGCAAUCAGUGUCAAAAUGAAUAUAAAUAUAGAAGCAGCUUAAGAAUACAUAAAAUGAUACACACUGGUGAAAAGCCUUUCAAAUGUAACCAGUGUAGCUACAGGUGCAGCCUACAUUACAAUUUACUGAAACACAAAAUGAGACACAAUGGCCCGAAACCAUACACAUGCGAUGAAUGCGGUUUCAAAUGCCGCUUACGAGGUGGUCUUAAACGUCACCUAAUGAUUCAUACUGGCGAAAGACCGUUUAAGUGUAAGUCCUGUGAUUACAGGUGUAGAGAUAUCCAAUCUUUACGGAUACACGAGAGAAUACACAGUAAUGAGAAACCAUACAAAUGCGACAUUUGUGAGUAUUCGUGUCGUUGUAGGAGUAAUUUGACUAAACAUAUGAAGACUUGGCACUAAAAGC
Messenger RNA from Cydia pomonella (codling moth), 1788 nucleotides. RefSeq names its product zinc finger protein OZF-like. The record is from RefSeq and is a predicted model, not a curated record. Gene Ontology annotation, molecular function: RNA polymerase II transcription regulatory region sequence-specific DNA binding; DNA-binding transcription factor activity, RNA polymerase II-specific. The transcript is spliced from 3 exons. Gene Ontology annotation, cellular component: nucleus. NCBI's taxonomy places the organism in Eukaryota, Metazoa, Arthropoda, Insecta, Lepidoptera, Tortricidae. Bases 303 to 1784 code for a protein of 493 amino acids. Gene Ontology annotation, biological process: regulation of transcription by RNA polymerase II.